AACUAGGUGCCCAGUCGGUUGGUGAGUGGUUGGAAGCUUGCAACACAACGGCCCUGAGCUUCAGACAGCGGCUUAGACAUUUCGCGAUCUGCCACCUUUCAACCUGGACAGCUCCCACCACAAGUCGGCCGCCCUCACGCUCACCGGGGCAGGACCUACUGCAUUCAAGGCGUGCCAUCGAGCUCCAGAGUCAAGCUCGGCAGCGACGGGCUCACAGAAAAGAGCAAGUGCGGCGAUACGUACCGACAGAUUGAACUCGGGAUUGUCAACAUACCAAACUUCAGCUACACGACUGCGAAAGGGCCACGACUAAGAGCAGGGCGAACGACCAGGAGCCGAAUCCUUUCGUCCCACCUGGGCAUUAUUUCUCUUUCUCGAUCAUUGGGAUUGUUUCGAGGCUUUGAUUGAAUACGCAUGCCCCUUUCAAGCUUCCACGCGUGAUCGAGGUCGCAGCACCACUCUUCCCACCUCAGGAUGGACCAACCGGCGCAAACGGCCCAUGGCCAGGAGGAUACCACCUCCACGCAGACAAAUCCCCAGCCAGAGGGCCCCAACGCGGCCCACGCUCAACCAGUACCCGAUGCCAAUGCCAAUCCCAUGCAGCACGCCGACUUCUCGAAUCUCCCAAUGCAGCCUGGCAUGCCCGCGGACCUGAACAUGCUGUCCAUGUUGCCACAGGAUGGAAGCUUGAUGGGAGCAGAUGCACUUAUGAACAUGCCCCACAUGCCGAUGAUGAUGCCUAUGAUGAUGCCCGACGGCUCAAUGGAUGCCAACGGCAUGUUAAGCAUGCCUCAGAACGGAAUCAGCAACGAUGAGAUCGCGCUGUAUGACAGGCAAAUACGUCUUUGGGGAAUGGCGGCGCAGCAGAAGAUCCGCAAUGCGAACGUGCUGCUCAUCACGAUGAAGGGCCUGGCGAAUGAGAUCGCCAAGAACCUGGUGCUUGCGGGCAUAGGGUCCCUGACCAUUAUCGACCAUGAGAAUGUCACCGAGGCCGAUCUGGGGGCGCAAUUCUUCCUCUCUGAGAAGAAGGGCCACCUGGGAAAGAACAGGGCCGAGGCAGCACUCCCUCAAGUUCAGGAACUGAACCCACGUGUCACCGUCAUCGCCGACACGGACGAUGUGCGAUUCAAGGGCGCCAGCUACUUCGCCCUGUUCGACAUGGUCAUUGCGACCGACCUGGACCCUGAUGCCCUGAAUAUCAUCAACACAGCGACGCGCCUGAAUAUGCGGCCCUUCUACGCAGCUGGUACGCAUGGCCUUUACGGCUUCAUCUUUGCUGACCUGAUCGAGCACACAUUUUCGAUUGAGCGGGAGAAACCCAACGUGCCCACCGAGUUGAGGGCCGAGACCCGAACUCGAAAUAUCUUUGCCGUCGACACGAAAAAGGAGAAUGGGAAGGUGAUGGAGAUCGUAUCGAAGAAGGAGCUCUACAGCACUUGGUUGCUCUCCAGCGACGGCGCGUUCCUACCUGAAGAGUAUACAAAGAGCAAGCGACGCCUCAAAGCGGUCAGCCCUGCCUUGUCGUGCCUUCGGGCGCUGUGGGAGUUCCAGACAUCUCACAACGGUCGCAACCCUGGAGCCAACCAGGCCGACCUCGCUGCUUUCACAAAAUCGGCCACUCAAAAGCACAAAGACCUACAGUUACCCGGAGAGACUCUGACUGCCGAGUUUCUGCGAAGUUUCCUGCAGAAUAUCGGGUGCGAGGUCGCACCGGUUACUGCCAUUCUUGGUGGCCAAUUGGCACAAGACGUGAUCAAUGUACUGGGCCAGACCCAACAGCCCAUCCAAAACACGGUCAUCUUCGACGGCAACACCAUGGAAGCCAACCUCUACCCUCUCCAUCCCGAAGGUGCCCUGGGCGCAUCGCUUCUUUCUAUGGGCAUGGGCAACAUAGCAGGAAUCCCCGGGAUGGGCAAUGGAGACAUGAACGGGUUGAUGGGGGAUCCUUCGAUGAUGUCCAUGGGCCUGCCUAUGAUGGAUCACAACUUCAACAGCGCAGCCAUGGGUGGGGCUGGCGUGCACCCGCAAUUCAACAACUCGGGAGCUGGCGCGGGUGAGACGCAGACGAACUUCGUUGGUGCUGGCGCAGGCCCAAGCACAGGCCCACCUGCGGGAACUGGCACUGGUGAAUCACAUACGAGCGGCUGAUCGUUCUCGCGAGUGAUCGCAUGUGAGCGAUAGAGCUGAUGAGGCAUGCGCGAGCGAGGCGGUGGUUGGCGAAUGCACGAGAUGAAGUUGUCUACUAAAUGCACUGGAAUCAUCUUGAGAAUCUUGAGAAUCUUGAGAUGGAGGCAUCCUGGGGCAUGCAUACAAAUGGCAAAUGGGGGAAAAUGUACAGUAAAGUAAUAAUGCGUCGUGAUACCUUUGGGGGGGGGGGCACGUCGGGAAUGGCGUUGGAUAGAUGAUGAGGAAACGCACCGGAAUGAAACGAAGCAUUGGCAACUCGAA
Messenger RNA from Diaporthe batatas, 2448 nucleotides. RefSeq names its product E1 ubiquitin-activating protein AOS1. The transcript has 2 exons. Gene Ontology annotation, cellular component: SUMO activating enzyme complex; cytoplasm. The record is from RefSeq and is a predicted model, not a curated record. Gene Ontology annotation, molecular function: SUMO activating enzyme activity. Gene Ontology annotation, biological process: protein sumoylation. Lineage: Eukaryota; Fungi; Ascomycota; Sordariomycetes; Diaporthales; Diaporthaceae. The coding region runs from base 475 to 2148 and encodes 557 amino acids.